Messenger RNA from Pseudoliparis swirei, 1522 nucleotides. RefSeq names its product UBX domain protein 1 (gene ubxn1). Gene Ontology annotation, molecular function: protein binding. The coding region runs from base 25 to 948 and encodes 307 amino acids. The transcript has 10 exons. NCBI's taxonomy places the organism in Eukaryota, Metazoa, Chordata, Actinopteri, Perciformes, Liparidae. The record is from RefSeq and is a predicted model, not a curated record.
AGCGCUGUUGCCUGAUGUGUCAAGAUGGCAGAGCUAACAACAAUAGAGAGCCUGCUGGAGAUGGGCUUUGAAAGAAAUAGAGCGGAAAAGGCGGUUGCCAGCACAGGAAACCAGGGAAUAGAACAAGCCAUGGACUGGCUGAUGGGGCAUGAGAACGACCCAGACAUUGAUGAGCCCUUCGUGCCGCCUGUUGGGAAUGUCCUGGGAGGAGAAGCAGACAGCCAGUCGACCACGGAGCAGCCGGCACUAGCCGACACCGCUGAAGGGACAGCAGGUGGAAAAGGCAGCUGUGAGGAUGAUGACACAAGUGCAAGGAUGCCAAUGUCGGAGGAGGAGAAACUUGACCAAGUGAGAAGGCUAGAGGAGCUGAUGCGGGUGAAGCAGGCGGAGAGGCGAGAGCGAGAGCGGGUAGAAGAGAUGGAGCGGGAGAAGCAGCGGCGGAAACAGGGCCAAGAGAUGCAGCAUAUUCGCCAAAAGCUGCAGGAUGAUGAUAUGAAAAAGCUUACUGAUAAGCGCAUGAAAGAGAAGAUGGAGGACAAAAUGGCAAGGCAAAGGGUUAAAGACAAGAUUGCACGAGACCGAGAGGAGAGAGCACUAAAGUUUGGAGCCAGUGUACUCACGAGCACCGCAGCACCGUCUCAACCGGCCCAGCCCAGCCCCUCGUCACCCACCAGUCACGGCCCUCCCCCCACCAAGAAGGAGUAUGACGAGUCCAGGAUACAGGUACGUCUGCUGGACGGCUCAACCAUCACCGCAGUCUUCAAGUCCCAGGAGCCGCUGGCGGCAGUGCGCGUCUACGUGCAGGUGAACGGCAACACACCCGAGGGUCAAGACUUCACACUGCUGUCGCCCUACCCCCGCCAAGUCUACACCGAACUGGACAUGGAGAAGCCCCUCAAAGAACUGGGUUUGGUGCCUUCAGCUGUGCUGGUUGUUGCCAAAAAGUAAGAUCAGGAGGAUCUGCUCCGUGAGCCUACCUCACCGCUUCAUCAACAGCAGACACAGCAGACACAGACGGACCCGGGAACAGAGCCACCACCUCGUAGUAUCACUCAAGUCAGCUAACUGAACUACAGCAGAGAAAUGUAGCUCAAGGCUGCUUUAAGAUCGUUUCUAUAUACUCUUAAGAAGUUUACAGCGAUAAACAGUUAGAACUCACUGAAUGAGGCCCAUUCUGGGCCCGAUAUAAUUUGUUUUUUGUGCAAUGAGAUGGACUUUUACUUACUCAAGAACAAAGUGAAGAUAGCUGGCUUGUGAUGGAUACUGCAUCAUGUUGUCGACAACACAUUUAUAAAAGUUAUUCAAAACCAAAUUGUUUCAUUUUAACCUGAUCUUUACAAAGCAAAGUACCAGACAAGAUCUUCUUGAAAAGGCCUUAAAUUUAAGCCACACGAUCUUCCUGAUUUUGUGACUCCUUUUUUUUUUUAUAAGUUAAAAUAUAUAGAUGACAGUUAUGUCCGCAUAAUCUCCAAGAAUAUACUUAAAAUAAAGCUGACUCGGAAAAUAAAGACGUUUGACUGAA